Messenger RNA from Lethenteron reissneri (Far Eastern brook lamprey), 2120 nucleotides. RefSeq names its product solute carrier family 35 member F1-like. Gene Ontology annotation, cellular component: membrane. Gene Ontology annotation, biological process: transmembrane transport. NCBI's taxonomy places the organism in Eukaryota, Metazoa, Chordata, Hyperoartia, Petromyzontiformes, Petromyzontidae. Gene Ontology annotation, molecular function: transmembrane transporter activity. The record is from RefSeq and is a predicted model, not a curated record.
AUGAGCAACGACGACGGGAACUUGCUGGACGUGCUGAGGGCUCGUGGCUGGAAGUACGCGUUGCUGGCCCUGGUGGACGUGGAGGCGAACUACCUGGUCGUGAAGGCCUACCAGUACACCACACUCACAAGCGUGCAGCUGCUGGACUGCAUGGUCCUCCCCGUGGUGUUCGCCCUCUCGUGGUUCUUCCUGCGCGUGCGCUACCGCGCGGGUCACGUGGUCGCCGUGGCGCUCUGCCUCGUGGGCGUGGGGGCCAUGGUGGGGGCCGACCGCCUCACGGGGAGGUCGCAGGGCGAAGCCUCUAACCGCGCGCUGGGAGAUAUGCUCGUGGUGGCCGGGGCCGUCCUCUACGGAGUGUGCAACGUGUGCGAGGAGCAGCUGGUGCGCUCCCGGGGCCGCGUCGAGUUCCUGGGCGCAGUCGGCCUGUUCGGCACCCUCAUCAGCGGCGUGCAACUAGCCAUCGCCGAGCGCAAUGCUCUCGCCAGCAUGGAGUGGACCUGGCGCGUGGGCCUGCUGUACGCGGGCUUCGCCUGCUGCAUGUUCUCGCUCUACAGCCUUAUGCCCCUGGCCCUGCGCCUCACGAGUGCCGCCUCCGUCAACUUGGCCAUCCUCACGGCCGACCUCUACAGCCUCUUCCUCGGCACCUUCCUCUUCAAGUACCCGUUCUCAGCCCUCUACAUCGCCGCCUUCCUCAUCAUCAUCUCCGGGCUCAUCGUCUACUCCGUCACGCCCACGGCGGAGGCCGCCGUGACCGCACGCCCGGCCGGCCCGGCCAUGCCUGGCGAGGAAGCGGCGGCGGCGGCGGAGGACGGGGGGGGUGGUGGGAGAGGUGGCGAGGAGGCGGCAGCGGCAGCAGCCUCCGCCGGUGCCGGCAGCAGGACGGCAGUCCAGGCCGGAGCGAGCUGCGACUCCGUGCGGGUCAUUGGCCUCGAGUUACCGACGAUUCGCGGCUCCAAGGCGUAACGCGGCGCGGUGGUUUGCCGGUGGUGGUGGUGGUGAUGCUGUUGGUUGGUUUUGCUGAUGUUGUUGGUGCUGGUGGCGAGGUUUGGUGCUGCCAGUGAUGGUGGUGGUGGUGGCGCCGAUGUUGCUGGUGGUCGUGGUGCCGGUUUUGCAGCUGGUGGUGGUGUUGGUGCUGCUGUUGAUGGUGAUACUGAUGGUGGUGGUGCUGUUGUUGAUGGUGAUACUGAUGGUGGUGGUGCUGUUGUUGAUGGUGAUACUGAUGGUGGUGGUGCUGCUGUUGGUGGUGAUACUGAUGGUGGUGGUGCUGCUGUUGAUGGUGAUACUGAUGGUGGUGGUGCUGCUGGUCAGUUGUGGUAACGGUGGUGCUGCUGUCGCUUUCGCUGGUGUUGAUGGUGGUGGUGGUAGCGGUGGUGGCGCUGUUGGUGGUGGUGCUGGUGGUGGUGAUGGCGCCGAUGGUGGCAAGGACUCUGCGAGCUGGGCACUGAGACGGUGGCACGGUGGUACCGUUGAGCCGUAGCGCGUUUGCCGAGCGUUGCAGAGGUUUGUGGUUCGAGCCCCACGGCCGCCCUGGUUAAUACCGCGGGCCAAUUAACCAUAAAUAGUACGCGCCGUCCGCUUCACAGUUCACGUGAGAGACCCCGUGGUAUAAUUAUGAAUAUUUGCCCAUUGUGUGCUGGUGUCACGGUGCAUAUUUGGCAAAUUCAACUAAACUUGAAAAAUUAAACCGCAAAUUACCAAAUUUGGAAUAACCACACAGCACCAUCGCCCCCCCCUACCCCCACCCGCCGCCACCCUAUCGCGAGACUCACGCAGACUGCGUCUGUGGAGCAUAGCGCAUUUUGUAGAUAGCCCCGUGCUAUAAUGAUUUGGCAAUUACCAAAUGCACUCAUGAUUUGGUGAUGCGGCUGCUGCUCCUGCCGCCACGUUGGCAGCGGUGCGCGACCGACAACACCCGUGGCUCGGACCCCGGAAGAUAUCCACACGCGGCAAAACCCUCGCCCAACGCGGUGGGUCUGGGUCACGUUCCUUUGAUCCGCAAUCCGCAAAGCUCAGAGGCAAAUGUGAGAGCUCGGGGUUUGGUUUGUGGUUCGUAAUACGCCACCGACACCCGCCCCGCCGUCCUUCUGUUUCACGCCGCCCUGCAUCAACGCAACACAUUA